UUUCAUUCGAGUGGACCUACUCGGACAGAGCUGUUGACUCUGAUCGAAAUACGAUAUUUCGUUUCGUUGUACAGGUGUUUUUCUUCCCCCUUGUAGUGUGUUUUCUGUGACGACCAUUUUGAAAAGAACAAAACAAUCCAACAAAAACAUCGACAGUGGGCCCAAUCGUGUGACUCGACCUUUCUGGAUUUCGGUUUUCAAUUUACUAUUUACUGCCAAUUUGAGAUCAAAGAUGUCGCGGCAUUCGUAUCAUCGCGAUUCCCCUUUAACGAACUCUUCUCUGAGGAAGACGAUGUCAUUUGACAAUACAUCGAGCGAAUUCUCGCAACAGAGCGUCGUCUUUGCAAUGGAAAAGUUUUCUCGAGCCGUUGCCAACAUGGACGAAACGGUGAUGGUGCCGUGUAAGCUGAUGGAUGUGCCAGUGGGCAGCGACCCUGAAUUGGACACUCGUGUUCCACGUCGUUCGCGUGCCAUGAUUCGCGAUAUGCAAUCUGCCGAUUUGCACAGUCUUUACACAAUGCUCAAUUCUUUGAAAAACGAAUUGAUCUGGGGCAGCCGUACGACCACAGAUAACAACAUCAACAAUCAAAGCAGCAACAACAACAGUCAACGUAAAGUUCGACGACCGUCUGUCAAUUCCAUGACAUCGAUGGCAUCUUCUUCCUCUUCAACAGCGUCAUCGUCUUCUUCGUCUUCAUCAUCAUCAUCUUCUUCUUCAUCUUCUUCUUCUUCUUCAUCGUCGUCUGGAACAGGCGCCAGCUACAGCGACAGCGACUCCGAGUCGGGUCUGAUGGAUCACGAGAGCACGGAAGACUCUGGAGUUGAAGCGGAACGCGAACCAGAUGGCGAAGAAUGUGUUGAGCGGAUGGCCGACCAAUUCCGCCGGCACUUGCUCGGUCUCCAUCAAUGUUUGGAACACAUGGCCGAUGCCGCCAAUUAUCUCACCCACCGCUACCAAGUCGAAAUUGGAAGUGCUGAUUGAUAAACCUUAAUCUGCCUUUUCGAAUUUGACGGCGUUUUCCAAAAUGCGUUUCUCUCUCUUUCUCUCAAACAAUUAUUAAAAAGAAAAAAGGAAAAAAAGACAACAAAAAAAUAUGUACAUGAUUAUUUCCGCUUACUCUCUCUCUCCCCCCCCCCUUAAAAGAAAACUUUUCUCUUUUUCUCUUGUACUCUUUAUCAAUUUUUUUCAAUAUUAGAAAAAAAAGGGAAUUCAAAAAAUAAGAGAGGGAAUUAACCAAAGUAGUGCGUGAGAUUCUGCGCGUGUGUGUGUGUGUUUAACAUAUUUUUUCUUUAACUUCCUUUUUUUUUUUUUUUUAUAUUAAAUAUUGGUCCAUUGGUUUACGUUUACGACGCGAUUCCGAAUUCGAGUAAUGUUCCGCAAGAGACUUAAGAGAAUGUGCGUAAAGAUUGAAUGAAUGUUUGAGUGUUUGUUAAGCGUUUUUUUUUUUUUCCAAUUCAUCCGGCGGAGGGGAAAUAUAUCUAUGAAAGGAACUGAACAAUUAAGUAACUUUGAAAUCUCCCUCCAAUAUUUCCAAAAUUUUUAAAAAACAAAACAAAAAAUAGUAUGUUUUGUCUUCAUUUUUCUUUUGUUGUGUUAGCGCACCUUCGGUCCUUUUUUUUUUUUUUUUUGCCGAAAAUAAAAGGUGACGCACCACGUCAUUUUGAUUUGCUCACGCGUGUCUAUGGAUCACGUCAUAGGCCGGAUUUGUCGAGUAGGGAGUAGGGAGGGAGGGAAGAGAAAAAAAAAAAAUAAUAACGAAAUUUUUGCCUUGUCUAUGUUUUUAUUUCACUUAUAUACCACUGCUGAAAAUAAUUAUAUAUAUAUUAUAUUUACCAAAAUUUGAUUUGGUGCUGUUGCGCAAUUUCAUGGCUUCAACGUUAUAGCGCACAUGCAGGCCCCCUCCCCAUUUGUGACGAUGAUUUUGCAUAGUUUCCAUCUUUUUUUUCUCUUGUAGUAUAUUUAGCCUAGCUAAAAAACACACAAAUUGAAACCCAAUGAGAAUUAUAUAAUAAAAUAUAUAUUCAAAGGUU
Molecule: messenger RNA, 2031 nt
Organism: Daphnia magna
Lineage: Eukaryota; Metazoa; Arthropoda; Branchiopoda; Diplostraca; Daphniidae
Exons: 2
Coding region: 233-982 (249 amino acids)
Biological process (GO): regulation of lipid biosynthetic process
Cellular component (GO): cytosol
Source: RefSeq, a predicted model, not a curated record